UUUUCUUCCGAUCAAUCAUUAUCCAAAUUGAGAAUUGUUCAAGAAAACUUACGAUUGGCUGUCAAUAAGGUGUUAAAUGGAAGAGAUCCUACCAUGGAUGAUUAUGAACAAUUGAGCUAUGUCAAUAGUGUACUGAUGGAAACUCUGAGAAAAGAUUCUCCUGUUCUUGUUAAUGGUAGAGUAGCUUCUAAGGACACCACUUUAGGUAAUCAUACAAUUCCAAAAGGAACUAUAGUGUAUACACUCUUUAAUUCUCUUCACAAGAGAGAAGACAUUUGGGAGAAACCAAACGAAUUCAUUCCAGAUCGUUUCGUCAAUCCAACCACCAAGGAUGAUUCUAUUCAAAACCUCAUUUGGGUUCCUUUCUCUAUGGGUAAUCGUCAAUGUAUCGGAAAGAAAUUUUCCCUUUUGGAAUCUUGUAUGAUAUUGAGCUGUAUGGCAACCAAGUAUAGAUUUAAAUUAUUGAAUGAUGAAAGUGUU
This is a messenger RNA of Naegleria gruberi, 480 nucleotides long. RefSeq lists its product as uncharacterized. The annotation marks the transcript as partial. Gene Ontology annotation, molecular function: heme binding; oxidoreductase activity, acting on paired donors, with incorporation or reduction of molecular oxygen; monooxygenase activity. The record is from RefSeq and is a predicted model, not a curated record. NCBI's taxonomy places the organism in Eukaryota, Heterolobosea, Eutetramitea, Acrasida, Naegleriidae. The transcript is spliced from 2 exons.